UUCAUCCCUGUCGCAUUUUGCAGUCGACCUUUGUCAAAUUUUCUACAUAUUUACAUUUUUAAAAGGAAGUACACAACUUUUAAUAAAAAUAACUCGAAGUAAGAUUUGUAAAAAUUGAUUUUUAAAUAUGACUGCAUUCGAAGAGUUUGGUGUUCUUCCCGAAAUUGCUAAGGCAAUCGAUGAAAUGGAAUGGACUCUCCCAACUGAUGUCCAAGCCGAAGCUAUCCCCUUAAUUUUGGGAGGCGGUGAUGUUCUUAUGGCAGCUGAAACUGGUUCCGGUAAAACUGGUGCAUUCUGUCUGCCCAUUCUACAGAUUGUUUGGGAAACAUUGCGCGACAUAGCCGAAGGUAAGGGCACCAAAUCGGGGAAUGCUGGUGCUAUCGCACCAUGGACUAUGUCGUUCUUUGAUCGUGGUUCUGCUCUGGCAGUCACCCCCGAUGGAACUCGAUGUCAAUCGAGGGAGUUCAAAGAGUGGCACGGAUCCCGAGCCACAACCGGAGUUAAGGGAAGUGGAAAGUACUAUUUUGAGGCCACAGUCACUGACGAAGGACUCUGUCGUGUUGGUUGGUCCACCACUCAAGCCUCGCUAGACCUGGGAACCGAUAGAUUCGGUUAUGGAUUUGGUGGAACUGGCAAAAAAUCCAACAACCGUCAGUUCGAUGAUUAUGGAGAAGCCUUUGGUAUGCAGGAUGUCAUCGGAUGUUGCCUAGACUUGGAUAAGUAUGAAAUAAGCUACACAAAGAAUGGCAAAGCUCUUGGUUUGGCCUUUAAAAUAGCCGACCAAUUCAAAAAAGAAACAUUCUAUCCAGCAGUCGUGCUGAAAAAUGCCGAAAUGAUGUUUAAUUUUGGAAAAACCGACUUCAAACACCCCCCUCCGAGCGGAUUCGUCGCUGUGUGCAAGGCUGAUGAACGCAACACGCAUUCCAAUCCCCUCGCUACUCCCGACAAGUCUGCGGCCAACUCCAAGCCAGCGCCAAAUGCCCCCGCAGCAAUUAUUAUUGAGCCAAGUCGUGAAUUAGCUGAACAGACCUACGAUCAGAUCGAAAAGUUCAAGAAGCACUUAAAGGAUCCUCUGGUCAAGUCUUUACUUCUUAUUGGCGGAGUUAAACUAGAACAACAGCGAAGUGUCCUGCAGGCAGGAGUCCAUAUCGUGGUUGGGACACCAGGUCGUCUGGAGGAGAUGAUAAGCAGUGGCUUUGUCCAGUUAACUCAUUGCAGGUUCUUCGUUCUGGACGAGGCCGAUGGACUGCUAAAGCAAGGCUAUAAUGACUUAAUUGAACGCCUUCAUAAACAGAUUCCUAAGCUGACAUUCGAUGGACGUCGUCUGCAGAUGGUGGUCUGCUCAGCGACGUUGCAUGCCUUCGAAGUGAAGAAAAUGGCAGACAAACUGAUGCACUUCCCUACCUGGGUGGAUCUCAAGGGCGAGGACGCUGUUCCUGAGACGGUUCAUCAUGUUGUAUGCAUGGUUGAUCCGCAGAGGGACAAUUCUUGGGGCAAUCUACGGCAGCGUAUCCAAACCGACGGUGUGCACGAACGAGAUGGAGCACAUCCAUCCAAACAAACACCCGAAACCUACUCGGAAGCUGUAAAGAUCCUCAAAGGCGAGUACUGCAUCCGCGCCAUUGACGAACACAACAUGGAUCGAGCCAUUCUCUUUUGCCGGACAAAACUCGACUGCGAUAACUUGGAACGCUAUCUUAAGCAGCGCGGAGGCAAUAAAUAUUCGUGCGUCUGCCUCCACGGAGAUCGCAAACCAUUCGAAAGAAAAGCAAAUCUGGAGAAGUUCAAGAAGAACGAAUGUAAAUUCCUCAUUUGUACUGAUGUCGCAGCAAGAGGUCUGGACAUCACUGGUCUACCGUUCAUGAUCAAUAUAACAUUGCCAGAUGAUAAAUCGAGCUAUGUUCAUAGAAUUGGAAGAGUAGGACGUGCCGAGCGUAUGGGGCUGGCCAUAAGUUUAGUGGCAACUGUACCCGAAAAAGUGUGGUAUCAUGGGGAAUGGUGUUCUACUCGCGGACGCAACUGCAAGAACACAAAUUUGACUGACAACGGAGGCUGCUGCAUUUGGUAUAAUGAGAAGAAUCUCUUGGGCGAAGUGGAGGAACAUCUUAAUGUCACCAUUACCCAGGUCAAUAAAGAUAUUAAAGUUCCGCAAAACGAUUUUGAUGGCAAAGUGGUGUAUGGUGAGAAGAAUUUGAAUACCGGAACUGGCUAUAAAGAUCACGUUGAUCAGUUGGGACCAACUGUUCGUAAAUUGACUGAACUUGAGCUGCAGGCACAGACUUCCUUCUUGAAACGUUUGAAGGUUUAAGCAGACACAAUUUUACGAAUUUCCAUUUGAUAAUAAAUUAUAAUAAAAUAAUGUUUAAUUAAUAAACAAAAUAAAUAAUAUAAUCUUAAAACA
This is a messenger RNA of Eupeodes corollae, 2401 nucleotides long. RefSeq names its product ATP-dependent RNA helicase Ddx1 (gene Ddx1). The transcript has a single exon. The record is from RefSeq and is a predicted model, not a curated record. Bases 128 to 2308 code for a protein of 726 amino acids. Lineage: Eukaryota; Metazoa; Arthropoda; Insecta; Diptera; Syrphidae. Gene Ontology annotation, molecular function: nucleic acid binding; protein binding; ATP binding.